Messenger RNA from Amoebophrya sp. A120, 3671 nucleotides. The record is from the annotation of a GenBank genome assembly. NCBI's taxonomy places the organism in Eukaryota, Dinophyceae, Syndiniales, Amoebophryaceae.
AUGUUUGAGAGAAUGCGCAAGGCGGCGGAAAUUGCAAAUGAGACCUCCGAGGAGUCGAGCGAGGUGAUGGAAAACAACCUCGGCGCUGCAGUUUUCACCGCCAGGUCAUCUAAUACAACUCCACAGAACAAUUAUCGGAGCCAGAACAAAGGUCUGCUCCUCCUCUCCGGCAGAAGAGUCCCAGAGGGCGACGCGUUAGAGAGUACGGCAGGUGGGGGAGACUUGGUUUCCGGUACGACAAUCGCUCCCGCCUCCAGCAGUGCCUCCAAUACGUUGUUGACUCGCGAACAGCAGCGUGAUUCGACGUCGCUGCAGCAGCGAAUGACACCAGCCAGUAAUGUGAGGAUCGGGGCGGGGAAAAGGCCCAACAAGAAGCCGGGCGACACGAACCAGAACGCCGCCCGGAUGCGCGGCGUGGCCCUGCUGCAAGCGGCGGCGCAGGAGUACAAGCAUCAGGGUGUGCGGCAGAAUUCCUCGAAUCUGAAGGCGAGCGCCAGCGGCAACCGGAUGCAGAAGGAGGCGCAAAACACCACCAAGAUCAUGAAGUCGGAUUACGUGUCGGACGACGAGGAUCUGCUCCCCAUCGCGGCACUCGAGAAAGAGCAGGACACACUGCUGGACCAGGACCGCGCCCGGGCCUUGCAGGCGUACAUUGGGACCGAGAACGCCGAAAAACGGAUGCCGAAGUACGAACCGAUCUACGAGGGGAUCCAGUAUUGCAAGGAAAAAUCCCCCCUCCCCAUAUCAAAACGAAAUUUCUGAUGCUGAAUUUGGGCAAACAAAUCAGCUCUGUAUUGCAGAAAGGCACCGCAGCCAGAUCCCCAGGCUAGGUAGAGGGGCGUAUGGGUCUAGUUGCUCAGCAUGGCAAACAGGUCACAUUUAGGGCCAACAGCAUGACAAAUCGCUUCCAUAGUGGGGCAGAAGCUUCUGCCCUUGUCUUCUUGCAAUACAAAUGUGAUUUGCGACCUCAAAUCAGCAACGCAAAUUUUCGGAAGCAUACCUUUUCGAUAUGGGGAGGGGGGAUUUUUCAUUCUGAUAUCCAGUCCGCGGCGUUCAUUGAAACCUUGUACGCGUUCGCGAACGUGGAGUGCACCUCGGGCUACAAAACGUUGCUGUACAUGAAGCCCGGGUGGUCUUUCUUCGUGAUGGCUCUGGGGUAUUUGGUGCAGUUCGUGGUGAUCGAGUACAUUCAGUACGACUUGUCCGGCCCCGCGGUGCGGAAGUGGCAGGACGGCUACCACAAGCUCGUCUCCAUGCAACUCGGGGCGGCCUUGGAUGACAAGGCCGGGACGAAUUUCGCACAGCUCCCGGGCGGGGCGGAUCUGCAUAAUGACGCGAAGGUGCGCACCGAGGAGAUCACGACCUACCUGAAGGUUCUGGAGAAGGAGGACGCGGACAAGAUUUGCGACUGGAGUAUCAGUUCGCCCUUCAUGUAUCAAAUGCAAAAAUGUCUGGGUGUGGAAGAUUGCGAGAAUUGUCAUGCUUGUCUGGGAUGACCAAAAAGUUUGUGAUGCGUGUCCAAGAAGAGACCCUUUUGUCUGUCAUGCAAAAACGCAGGUUGUCAUGCGAAAAACGCAACACAACGAAGCGCAAAUAUUUCUCAUGCUUGGCUGGGCAUUACAGAGCAUUCACUAUUCCCAACGCAGCAUUACAAGUUUCCAGACCCAGACAUAUUUGCAUUUGAUAUCAUGCUCGCGUCGCUGAUCUUUUUGCACCUCAUUGCGGUCUCGCGCGAGCUGGCGGACCGGUUGCGGUUGCUCUACUGGCUGCUGUUUGUCGCGCCGGCCACGCCGGACUGCAAGGAGGCGGUGGGGGUGGUGGUGAAGAAGGAAUUAGCGCACUUCAACGCCUUGCAGCUCGAAUCCAUCCGGACCGACGGACGGCUGUCGAAUUCCGCGGACGCGCCGGAAGUGCGAGACCUAUGCAUUGCAAAUGUGUCUGGGUCUGGAAACUUGUAAUGCUAAAAGUGAAUGAUAGACGCACUGUAAUACGCAGCUAUGCAUGACAAAGUUUUUGGCUGUCAUGUCGUACGUAUUCCGCAUGGCAAACUGCGUUUUUGCAUGACAGGUAAGAGGGCCUUUUCGUGCCUAUGCAACACAGAUUCUCUAGCCAUGCCAGACAAGCAUGACAAACUUGCAUUCUUCCAGACCCAGACAUUUUUGCAUUUGAUUCGACCACAUGCUGGACGAUUUUUUCGAGAUCGAGCCGGAGCUGGUGAUCAUUGGCGCGCCGUUGUGGGCCAAAUUGUUCUACGCGCUCCCGUAUGGAUUGUAAAAAUGUCUGGGUCUGGAAGAAUGCAAGACUUGUGAUGCAGGUUUUCCAUGACCCAUGAGGUCUGGAAUGCGAGGCCCAGCAUCACAGAUUCUUUGAGGUCUCUAUCAUGCCUUUCCUGCAUAAGAGACUCCCUCUCAACUUGUUCAGAAGCGGACAGCUUUUGGCACUCACGCAACACAGAUUUUUGCAUCAUUCAGAUUUUGCAUGACAAGUUCUAAUCUUCCAGACCCAGACAUUUUUACAUUUGAUAUCCCGAUCAUUCUGCCCUCCUUUUUCAUCGCGCUCUUCACGGUGUUCGUCGGCUUGCAGUACUACAUCGGCACCACACACGCUGAUGUUUUGUUCAACGCGGCGUUUUUCGUGAUUUUGGCCCAGUUUGACAACUUCAUUUACGUGACCUGCAUCACGCGCGACCAGCGGACCGAGGUGGAGAUGUGUCGGCUAUACUUCAACAAGCGGGCCCGGGAUGCGGAACUCGGGUACGUGAAGUUUUCUGCCGAGAUGAUGUUCACGGUGAUCACGGCGGUUUUAUCCUUCUCGGUGGUCGCGGUCAUGCUGCCCAAUCUGUUGGCGGAUUCCGCGCCUGUGGACGGAUACCGAAACGCGAGUUGGCACCGGGAGUUUAUCUUCGGGCUGCGGGACUAUUGCCGGGACCAAAAUCUGCGCUAUGUCUACAACGACCGGUGGUCGGUGCGCGACUACUUCGUACUGUUUCGCACGGCGCCCAACCUGAACGCGGACGGCACGAUAUCCUGUGUAAAAACGUCCCCACCCCAGAGUUGUCAUGCAGAUUUGCAAUGACAGGAACGUUUGUAAUGCGCAUCUACAUCAGAGGCAUUUCCAAUCGUGUUUUGGCAAUUGUAAUCCUGUAAACAGGAUGAGGAGAUGAGUCCUUCCUAACCUGCACUACACUACAAAGACGAACUUGUCAUGCAUGGCUUCCAAAACUCCUAGAUUUGUGUUGCAGAGUUCACAAGAACUUGACUAUGGGGUGGGGACGUUUUUCCUCAGGAUACACGACGGCCUCCGUGCAGCCGGGCUGCUGCGGCGAGCCGGGGGCCGACGCGGUGGAGGUGCCGGACUCCUCGUUUGUGCAACAGGUGGCGGCGGGCGUGGGGGCGGUUUUGGGCGGGACGGAUUUGCUGUCGACUGUGACCUCCACGACCACAGAGAUUUUGGCCGCAGUCGCGGAAAUGGCGAACCACGCGGCAACAGCGGCGGCAGCCCGGGAGGAGGUCCUUGGGGAGGACACUGUAGUGGGUUCUUCCGCAUCGGGUACUUCUACGGGAGCCUCGACCGGGGGAACAAAAAAGAGAAGUUUUUGGAGCCGUUUGUUCAAUCUACCGGAGGAGAAAUCGGACAAGUUGCAGUUUCUAGCGCCCCGAGGGGAGGAGUAG